Molecule: messenger RNA, 3407 nt
Organism: Vespa velutina
Lineage: Eukaryota; Metazoa; Arthropoda; Insecta; Hymenoptera; Vespidae
Product: stromal membrane-associated protein 1
Exons: 8
Coding region: 123-1556 (477 amino acids)
Molecular function (GO): metal ion binding; GTPase activator activity
Source: RefSeq, a predicted model, not a curated record
CUGGGCCAUUGCACCAUACUCUACCCCUGGACUGUUCGAUCGUGCAUGUCCGCGUCGCGAAAGAAAAAACAUUGUUUUGGAGUCGUGUACGGUGAGAGUCAUUACGUGGAUCCGCCGCAAGAAUGACGUCCCGCCUUGAGAAAGAACGUGCCAAACAAAUCCAAGACAAAUGUCAAAACCUCUUAAAUCAAAUGUUAAGAGACGAAGACAACAAGUACUGUGUUGACUGCGAUGCGAAAGGGCCAAGAUGGGCUAGUUGGAAUUUAGGUAUAUUCUUAUGUAUUCGUUGUGCUGGGAUACAUAGAAAUCUUGGUGUUCAUAUAAGCAAAGUUAAAUCUGUUAAUUUGGAUACAUGGACACCAGAGCAAGUUGUGAGUCUACAACAAAUGGGAAAUUCUCGAGCGCGUGCAGUCUACGAAGCUAAUCUUCCAGAUAGUUUCCGAAGACCUCAAACUGAUUGUAGUUUAGAAAGUUUUAUACGCGCGAAAUAUGAACAUAAAAAAUACAUUGCAAGAGAAUGGGUACCACCUGCUUUGCCAAAGGUAAAUUGGGAUAAGGAACUUGAGGAAGAAGCUGAAAAACAACGUAGACGAAAAAAAGAAGUAUCAAAAUCUAGCACCAAUCAGGCUGUACUUCCACCUGUAAAAAAACCUGAAGUAGUGCCACAGCUGCCAAAACCAUUAAGUUCUGUCAGUCCUAAGUUAGGAAGAACAAGUAACGCUGCAACAUUAGAUUUGUUAGGCCUUGAUGCUCCAACUACCAAUCAACCAAGUGCAAAUGGAUCUGGAGAUGAUAUCUUUUCUUCAUUUUUAUCUGCACCACCAACAUCAGCACCCACAACUGAUGGUAAUACUACAAAUGAAGCAACAACAAGUAAAAGUGAGGAAGAAAACUUCUUUGAUCAGCCAGUUCCAUUAUCUCAAGAAAAAAGUAAAAUGACUAAAGACAGUAUUUUAGCUUUGUAUGGUACACCAAGCCCUCAACAACAACAAAUUUUUAGAGUUUCUGGUAGUAUGUUCAAUCAACAAUCUUUACAAUAUAAGCAACAAGUUCCCGGUGUAGUUGCCUAUGGUCAACAAAGCAGUUUUCAAAAUCCACAAAGUUCCUUCAAUCAAUUAAAUCACAUGCCAACUCAAAUGACUGUUACAAGUCAAGUACCAAUCAAUCAAAAUCAAAUUACUCAAAAUCCUACUUCUAUAGGAGGAGUAGUAACUAAUCCUUUAGGAAGUUGUUUACAUAUGAGUCAAAUGAAUCAAAUAAAUGGUGUACCAAAUACUGGUGUUGCAAUGCAAUCUCAAAUGAUGAUGCAAUUAGGACAAACUAAUAAUGGAUGGAGUGGUGGAAUGUUGACACAAAAUAUUCAACCAGCGCCUGGAAGUAACCCAUUUUUUAAUUUAGCAACUCAACAACAGCAAUCUACUACAGCUUUUGUUACUCAGUUGCCGCAACAAAUGUCACAGAUGUCUUUAAGUGGAAUGAAUUUCUCAACUACUGCAGGAAAAUCAAAUAAUACUGCAUUACCUGGACAAACUCUUUCUACUAACUUAUGGCAGUAAAAAUUAUGGUGGCUAUGAUUAGUUGAUUGACUAUUUCAUUCAGUGUUAUAUAUUAGUGUCAACUAUUUAUUACUCAACAAAUUAUAUUUCCAUACUAGAGAUGGGAAAUUUUGUUGGGAAAUAAUUGAAUGAAGGCACGAACAAGAAACACUAUUCGAGUAUUAAAUAAUGUGAAAAACAAUCCCUGUAUGAAAGAAGUACUGCGAAUCACUAUAUUUUUCUUCAGGAGCAUUAUCAACUUCUAGUAUUGUUGAAAGUACAGGAGAUAAAAAUAAAGGUGAACGUUAGACUGAUUGUGAAGAGUUAUUCAUACUGUUUAAAACACAUGUAUGUAACUAAGCAAUUACAUUGUAAAAUUGAGAAUUUUAAUAAUUGGAACUUAGUUUUUAUGCUUCGGGGUCCACUCUUGAUAUAAAAAGACAUGCAUACAUGCAAAUAAGUACAAGUAUUUGCAGUACAAUAAAUGUACUAUAAGAUGUAAUUUAUGUCAGAUAUGACUUAAAACCAUUUUUCGCAACAUUUCUUUAAAUGCUGAUUUUUCAUUGAAAUAAAUAAUGCAUUUAUUAUACAUCGAAAUACUUGAAACAAAAUAAUUAUUGCCUAAAUAUUUAUAACUAUAUGAUCAGAUUAUAAUUUUUUAAAUUCUUUUUAUGUGUGCAGAAUGCAAAGUUGCAAAUGUAAUUAUAUCCAAUGUAUUGUAUAAAUUUUCAUCUUUUUUUUUUUUAUAUUAUACAAUUAAAUUUCAUUUUGUUAACAUUUCAUGGUUCACCAGAGUAAUAAAAGAUACGCAACCAAAUUGUAAAUUAUAAUGAGAAAUUAGAAAUUAUUAUUAUUGAUAUUUAAAAUGCAGAAUAGCAAUGUCUAUGAAAAAGGAUAUAUUGUGUAUAAAUUGCUUCUUUCUAAAAAAUUGUUCUCUUAUUAUAAUACACAUAACAAAUAUAAUGCAUAUAUUAUUUUCAAAUGAAGUCAAACAUUUUCAUAGAUAUUAUUACAGAUUAGUGAAAGUAAUUAUUUAUACAGAGACAAUGCCAUAUAUUCCUGGAAGUAAGUCAUUUUAAACUUAUUUUUGCAAAAUAAAAAGAAAUGUUAUAUUAAUACUUGACAAUAAGUCACAUGAAUAAUAUUCAUUAUAUUCAUAUUUUCAUAUACGUUUAAUUAAUUAUAUAUGUAUAAAUAUAAAAAAUUAAUUCAUAUUAUAUGAAACUAAAUUUAUUGUAUGUAAUGUUCUAAUAAUAGAUCUGAAUAAUAGUUGUUUCUGUAAAUUACUCUUCUUGAGAAGUUAUUCAUUUUUAAGAGAAAAUAAUUUGAAAUAUAAUGUAAUUUAAAUAUAGAUGAUUAAAAAAAAUUAUGCUAUAACAAAGGAAAAGUUACUAAAAUGUAAAUAUAUUUCAAUCCAGAACUAAAUACAUUAAUGAUACUAACUUUUAUAAACAUAUUUAAUUAAGUUAAAAUUUAUUAUUCGAAAAAGAAUUUAAAUAAUAUUUUAGAAUAUUUUAGAAUGUAAAUAAUAUUUAUAUUUAAAUAAUAUUUAUUAAUCCAAUGUAUUUCACUUAAAUGCAAUAAAAAAUGACUACUAAAGUUCAUUAUUAACCAAUCAGAAUUCUUUAUAGUCUCCAUGUAUUAUCAUUGGUUGCAAUCGCUUCAUAAGAACGAAACUUUAGAUUUUUAACGGAAACUUCCAUCUUAGUUACUUAAUCGAAAAGCAGAAACGGUUCUUCCUCUUUCGUAAAGCGUCUUUACGUAGACCCGUCGAAGCCACGUGAAAGAAACAUGGAUAAACCUGUAGUAUUGGCACGUGUUAUCAAAGUAUUGGGGCGCACUGGUUCGCAAGGACAAUGUACACAAGUAAAA